This is a messenger RNA of Cylicostephanus goldi, 374 nucleotides long. The record is from the annotation of a GenBank genome assembly. Lineage: Eukaryota; Metazoa; Nematoda; Chromadorea; Rhabditida; Strongylidae.
AUGAGUACGAAUACUACUCCUGUGAAAAUGAAGAUGUCCCUGGAAGAUCAAGAGCAGAUUGUUAUGCCGCCACCACCGGUUGAAGACUACAAUCCGGAAAUUUCCGUCUCUCCGCACGUGCAAUGCCCGAUGCUGCAUCAGCAAGUGAUGAUCAAAAAUCCUCCUGUGCCUCAGAUGCCUCAGCUCACGGAUACUACUAUUUCGCCUGCGAGACCUGAUAGAGACCUUAUGAGAUAUGAAAUUGCGAAAGAGAAACAGAUUGUGCGGGUACCGGACUAUUCUGAUUAUGCAUGGAAACGUCUUGAACAAGAGAAACUGGCGCAAUAUGCUAUUAGAGAUUACGGUAACGGCUGGAUGGUAGGUCAAAAAUAGGC